UCUCCUUUCCUUGGCCACUAGGAACACGGUUCGCUUUCUUCUCUCCAUCCGGACGGUGGCGAUACUUCUUAUCGGAACCCCAUCGAAAGAAACGAACAAGAAAAGUUCUCCUUUUUCCAAUCCAAUCAGAGAAGAAUCAUCGGUGAGUCCUUCGAUCUGAUCGCGAUCGCGAUUGCCUCUUCUCCUCUUCCUCUUGGAUCCUUCAACUCGAUAUAUAAUUUUUCGUCUCCCUUUCCAUUCAAUUCCAUCGGAUCCCCUCUUCUCCUCCUCUCUCCCUCCCCCCCGGUCCCCUUCUCUUCUAGAAAUGGUGGUGGAAGAAGCUGCUACGGCCGCCGUGGUCGAUCCCGCAAACUCGUCCAAGGGAGGAAAGCAGCCACGCAGGGGGGUUGUCUCCCGGCUGUGGAGAGGGAUUUUUGGGGCCGACGAUGACUUCCAGAAGAAGUUGGAGCACCUCUCCAAGGAGGAGGCAUCGGUCCAUGCGAGGUUGAAGAGAAGGGCUAAGUCGUCGCGGAAGAUGACCAGGAAUAUCAUAGUAUCCUCCGUGAUUCUCGAGGUGGUAGCCGUGACUUGUGCUAUAAUCACUACAAGAUCAGUGGACUUGGAUUGGAAGAUGAGGGCUAUUCGUGUAUUGCCCAUGUUUGUAUUACCUGGCUUGUCAACUAUUAUCUACUCCGCACUUGUAAGCUUCACAAGAAUGCUUGAUGAUAAGGACCAGAAAACCCUCGAAAGGCUUCGUGCUGAGAGGCAAGCAAAAAUUGAUGAGCUCAAGGAGAAAACAAAUUAUUACAACACACAACAACUUAUUCAGAGGUAUGAUCUUGAUCCUGCUGCAAAGGCGGCGGCGGCAACUGUUCUGGCAUCUAAGCUUGGGGCAGAUUCUGGCUUGAAAGUCCAUGUGGGCGAUGAAUCUACUUCAAGCACACUCGGUAAAAGCAAUGAUGUUGAGCUGGUGCAGUCUUCUGGGCUGCAUAACAGGAAACCGAUGCAUAGGAGAGGUCAUAGCACCGGGAGCAGCACAACAUCUCAGAUCAUCGACAAAACACUUAAUGAGUAUGUUGCCGAUACCCAAGAAAUUGGUUCUCCUAAUCAGAGGGUUGUUGAACACUUCAGAGGUUCAGCCUUGGACGAUGGAGGUUGGCUUGCUCGGGUAGCAGCCCUGCUCGUGGGAGAGGAUCCAACUCAGUGCUACGCACUGAUAUGUGCCCACUGCCAUAUGCAUAACGGACUAGCUAAAAAAGAGGAUUUCGCAUACAUAACAUAUUACUGUCCGCACUGCCAUACUUUGAAUGGAGGGUCAAGACACUCAGAGGAAGAAUUGGGAUCCAGUUCAGGGAAGGACACACCUACCUCUUCACUAGAUGGUGAUGCUAUAAGUCGUAGCAAGAACAAUGCAAACUCGAUUACCAGAAAUGCUGUUGUGAGCAGCUUAGCAACUGUAGAAGAGAUUCCUGGUGGAGGAACUGAUGAGAACGUGCUGGAUAAGCAUGGUAGUGGCAGUCCUGCUUCAGCACAAGAGAUUCCUGAGGAGGUUGAUGAGAAGGAGCUUGGUAAACAUUCUAGUUGAAGCUUAGGAUCGCUGUUCGAAUCGGUUGCUGUGUGAUGACAAAGUGUAGUCGGCUUUCUUUCAUGUGUAUAUGAUUAAGACAGGUGUUUUCACCUGUUAGUAGAUGCGUGUACUGUAAUAAGACCGAUUUGUUGAUGCCUAUUUGAUGAAAUUAUAAUGUUUCAUUAACUUUUGGAAA
This is a messenger RNA of Musa acuminata subsp. malaccensis (wild Malaysian banana), 1742 nucleotides long. RefSeq lists its product as uncharacterized. The record is from RefSeq and is a predicted model, not a curated record. Lineage: Eukaryota; Viridiplantae; Streptophyta; Magnoliopsida; Zingiberales; Musaceae. Gene Ontology annotation, biological process: endoplasmic reticulum tubular network organization. Gene Ontology annotation, cellular component: endoplasmic reticulum tubular network.